AUGACAGAUAACUGCUGCCACCUCCUCCCUCCUCCUCCUUCAGUGUGCACUUCCCCUUUAAAGUAUCUGAGAGGAACAGCCUUACACUGCUCGCUCUGUCUCUCUCCUAGUUUGUGGUGAGGCUGCUGUGGCUGAAAGGAUCUUAAAGGAUAAAGAAGAAGCUCCUGUUUAUGGCUGAGGCUGCACCUCCUGUUCGUGGAUGUGACAUGCAGGGGAACAGGCCUGAAGUUAUCAGGAGAGUGAUAAGAAGCUGUGUUUUAUUUGCAUUUCCUUUGCCAAAGGAUACAUGAGCAGGCUGUUCAUCCUGAAAAGCUGUACCUUGACGGGAGUGGGGCCAAGCUGCAAAGGGGAGGAAGUCGGCAGAUUUCACACAUGAUGGACUGCAACGACUCCCAUGCUCUGCUCUCUGGGGAGCACCUCAUCUAUGCCAUCACCAUACCGCUGUCAACUUCCAUCAUCCUGGCCAACCUUGUCAUCAUCUUAGGCAUCGCCUGGAACCGCCAGCUCCACAACACGACCAACUACUUCUUCCUCAGCCUGUUAGUGGCAGAUCUGUGCACAGGCGUGGCGCUGCCUUUUAUCCCUUUAAUGGGCCUGAACCGGGAGUUGAGUUUUAGCUCCUGCUUGGUGGCUCACGUGUUCCCAAACUUCCUCUUCCUGGCGUUCCUCUUCAACCUGGUAAUGGUCCACUAUGAGCGCUACAUUUGCAUCGUUGAUCCCCUGCAUUACAAUAACCUGUGGAUGCAUCGCAGCUUUCCUCUGGCACUGCUUGUGGUUUGGGCGCCACCACUUCUGUACGCAUCUCUACCUGCUUUUGGGUGGAAUAACUGGACAGGGCCAGAUUGGAACGGCUGUUGUGCAAGUAGCCAAAAUAUAACGUCACUUUCAAACUGUUUCACAAACAAAACCACGUGCUGCUCGUACAGGCGAGUAUUCCCCAAUGCUUUUAUCUACUUGGAGGUGUAUGGACUCGUCUUACCUGCUAUUCUUACCAUCGCUGGCAUGACUGGCCAUGUUUUAUGGAUCACCCGAGGCCAGCUGAAGGACAUUUGUCGCCUCCAUCGCUCAGUGGAGCGGGGAAGCCAGGCCUCGGACCGAGAGCAGAGGCUGAACCUGCGGUACACUCGAUGCGUGGUGGCAGUGUCGUUUACAUUUCUCGCAUGCUGGGUACCCUAUCUCAUUUACAUGCACGUCUGCGUGGCGUUCUUGAUGACGGACACCAAGUGGAGCUCCACCACUCAUAUUAUACUGUCGUGCACUGGUAUUGGAAGCAUGGCAGUGGUGCCGCUGGUGCUUGGACUAGCCAACAGGCAGUAUACAGAACCUGCAUACAAACUGCUCCAGAAACUAAGAGACAGAUGGAGCCGAAGGACGCAGGGAUCAGAGGAGGUGGCAGUCUGAUAAAAUACUGAAAAAUAGGAAUAUUUAUGAAGAUGAAUCUGGAAGAAAUGAUGGUGGUUGAUACCCGAGGUAACCUAUAUUAUGGAAGAUUAUAAGGGCCAGGCAUAAGGGGAAGAAAAGGGGGAGGAAGAUUUUUGGUCAAAAUGUCAAGAACAAAGUCCAAAUGUUGAGAAUAAAGUUAAAUCUCCAGUAUUGGUGCCAUGUAAAACACAAAUAGAUCAGGGGAGGAAGUAUUUUUUAUUUUUUCAUUUUUUUUGCAUUUCGAGAAAAGUUGAAAUCUUGAGAAGAAACCCAGCUGGUACCGGAUGCUGAUAUGACAUCAGAAAAUCAGGUUGAUGAUAUUUUAAAUGUCUAAUAAAUUUCACGUUGUGUGCACGUUAACAUUAUGACGUUUUGCUAACUUUGGGUUUCGUUCUCCAUACCUUACACCUUAUGCUGUUAUUCUGCAUCAAGAUGACGUUGGCAUGAGACACUGGGUUUUGGUAACUCACCAACACGUCUUAAAACCAACAAAAUAUCAACAUCAUCUGUCGUCAGUAUUCUACUUUAAAUUUAUGUUGGUAUUAGACAUUGUCCUGACAUUGAAUUUUGGUCAUCCAGCGUCACAACUUAAAUUCAACCAUUGGUGUCUGACACCACAAGUCACUGCCCAAGCACCUGAUUUCGACAACUUCAGAGUGAGACCGAUCCUGUUUUGCCUGCAGGUGUAGCCAGCAAUACCCUGCAGCUGUCCAUUACCAUCUAUGUAAGUUUGCAUGAAUGCAGCCACCUCUUCCAAGUUUGUUUGGUUUCUCCUGAUCAAACACAGUGCUCUCUUCAAAGUCCUAAUAUUUAUUAGCACGCUGUGUUCAUGCGCUGAAGGAAAAAUAAUAUCCUUCUUUUUAAAGCCAAUUCUGAAGUUCAGCAAAUCAUCAAGGCAUUUCAUGGAGGCAGUCAUAUGCACUAACAGUAGUGGUCGAUUUAUUCUCAAAAGUUCGACUUUAAUCUUGAAAUGAAAAGUUAAUAGUCAUUUUGACGAUUCUCAAAAUGGUACUUUUACUUUAUUCUAAAUAUGACAACUUUAUUCUUGAUAUUUUGACUUUCAUCCCAGUGCAAAACAAAAAAAACCUUCCUCCUCUCCUCCUUUUUCCCUUAGCCCUAAUAAUCUUCCGUAGUCCACUAGUCAAGGCCUGCGGGAGGAAAUUAUUUAUCAAUGAUCUGAACACACAAAGCCACUUUCUGUUUUACCACCAUUACACUGGGUUAUGAAAUAUGAUUUCUGUCUUUGGCUCCCCAUUUCUGAUGGUUUUCCAUUAUACUUUCAGAGUUGUGUCAGGAGAUGUAAUUGAAAAGAUGAAGAAAAGGUAGUUCAUGUUUUCAGGACAACAUUUAUCAUUGUCUCAAAGACGACUAUAACACCAUUUGAGCAACAUGCUCACGCUGCCAACGUGCUAGUGUUUAGCAGGUAUAAUAAUGCCUGAAAUGUAAAUUCUCAGUAUGAUAACAUGAUGAAGUUAGAUUAAAUAAAACUACCCUUGUGUCAGUGUUGUACAUCUUAAAAAUUAAGCUCAAAGACAUCAUAAUUUCUCUUUGUGCUGCCUGCUCUGGUUAACCAGUGCUAAGACUUUCUCCAUCUGUCACCCACCUGCCUGCAGUGUUUACUUCUACUUCCCUCACUAGUGUUUAUCUAUAUACUGGUAUGCAGGCUGAAGAGGGGAGAAGGAUGCAUUCACAGUCCCUAAUUCAUCUACAAGACAUGAGGAAAUAGAGCUUCAGGAAGGAUAUGCAGGAAAGAAACAUGAGGUGAAAACCGUGUGUGCAAGUUGGAAUGAGUUAGCUGCCAUAUUUAGAUAAACUGUUACAGGAAGGUUAAAUACUAUAAAAUAAGACUUCAGAGAUACCUGUAUUUAAUAAAGACUAAAGGUUUUGUUGUAAAGAUCCACCCAAGGGAAAUUGGAUUUUUAUUUGAGACUUGAUCAAACACAGACUGUGUGUCAUGCUAUUUGUGUCCCCAGUCAAAGUGUGGUUUUAAAGGUACACAGACAGUAUGUGGGCGGAAAAGCUGAAGAGGAAAAGCAGACUUUAAUCAAAUUAAAGAGCAAACAAUGUCUGAACUGUUAUGGGACAUUAGGAGGGAUGGGAUUUCAUCAUGGGGUCAAGGUACAUCAUCUGUAUGUCUUUUGUAUGUGUUGCUUUGCUAAGCCAUGUUCCAGUAUGUUUUCCACAUUGGUUUGUACGUAUACUCCUAAUGACUGUCUGCCAUCUGUGUCGAGUGGAAAGAAAAACAUUUGUCCGAAUUGUGUCUGGAUUCUAAAAGCAAUAGUUUAACAUUUUGAGAAGAAGCACAUUUGCUUUAUUUAUGAUGGUGAAAUGAGAAGACUGAUACCACUCUCAUGUCUCUAUAUUCGCUUUGCUUAGCUCUGCUCAAAUGUAACAAAAUCUGCCAACCAGCACCUCCAGAGCUUAUUAAUUAACAGGUUGUUUAAUUCUUAAAAAAAAGUGUAAAAAUGUCAGUUUGCCUUUUUAUAAGAAAUACCGUGUCAACAGGGUCAGCAUAUCCUCAUACAAUAGUCUGAAUGAUAUCCUACGAAAAUGCACACACGGCAGUUUGUAUGAUAUCCUACAAAAUAGCCCCCCCCACAAAUGACAUUAUAUCCUUAAUGUAAAGUUACAUACUUAACGUGAAGUUAUGGAGGUUAGGUUCAGGCAAGUAAAGCUACUGAGGUUAGAUGUUCACAUGAUCUAAACACCAGUCUCCAGGGGAAAGUCCUGUGUUUUGUGACCCAUCCACCACCCCUACCUGCCUCCUAAACACCUCAGACCUCUUCCUUCUUUACGUCUGUCAGCAUCAUGUGAUCGCAGCCUUCCCAAAUUCAUGGAUUAUGCACAAAUU
Epinephelus moara (kelp grouper) is the source of this 4273-nucleotide messenger RNA. It is a transcript of the gene gpbar1, whose product is annotated as G protein-coupled bile acid receptor 1. Gene Ontology annotation, cellular component: membrane; dendrite. The transcript is spliced from 2 exons. Gene Ontology annotation, molecular function: neurotransmitter receptor activity; G protein-coupled serotonin receptor activity. NCBI's taxonomy places the organism in Eukaryota, Metazoa, Chordata, Actinopteri, Perciformes, Serranidae. The record is from RefSeq and is a predicted model, not a curated record. The coding region runs from base 373 to 1401 and encodes 342 amino acids. Gene Ontology annotation, biological process: G protein-coupled receptor signaling pathway, coupled to cyclic nucleotide second messenger; chemical synaptic transmission.